This is a messenger RNA of Xiphophorus hellerii (green swordtail), 2352 nucleotides long. RefSeq names its product heterogeneous nuclear ribonucleoprotein D0. Gene Ontology annotation, cellular component: chromatin; nucleoplasm. Gene Ontology annotation, biological process: regulation of gene expression. The transcript has 8 exons. The record is from RefSeq and is a predicted model, not a curated record. Gene Ontology annotation, molecular function: RNA binding. Lineage: Eukaryota; Metazoa; Chordata; Actinopteri; Cyprinodontiformes; Poeciliidae. The coding region runs from base 336 to 1292 and encodes 318 amino acids.
ACGUGUUUCGAAAGCGCAGAAGGAGUCACUGCGAUGAAAACAAAACGACGCUCAGAAAUUAACCCUUAAAUUUAUUGUUUUUAAAAACUCUAUCUCUUCCCUUCUGAAACGCAAUCCGUUUAUUUGACUUUAGCUUGUAAUAGAUUUUUUUCAAGCCGACUUUGAACGCCUGAUACGGACCAGCUUUUUUCCUUUAAACACACUUGGUAAUAAAUUGCCUAUCUAGCCUCUAGCUGUCAGCUUUACCGUUAGCUUAGCUCCUUCUCGCAUUGGAUUGUUUUGUGUUCCUUUCUGGAGCCCCUUUCGUUGGAAGCAGGUGCUGAUAAAUUUGAGACAUGUCGGAAGAUUAUGAAUUCAGCGAAGACCCGAGCAUGAUGAGAAUGGAGGAGGAUGGGGAGAGCAACUGUGACGAUCCCAUGUCCGCCUCUGGGGACUGUGGCCUGAUGAUGGGAGGAGAGGCCGACGGAUCGAAGAUUGACGCUAGUAAAAAUGAGGAGGAUGAAGGGAAGAUGUUUGUUGGAGGGCUCAGCUGGGACACGACCAAGAAGGACCUGAAGGAUUACUUCACAAAGUUCGGGGAGGUGGUGGACUGCACGUUAAAACUGGACCCUAUGACCGGGCGCUCGCGGGGCUUCGGCUUCGUGCUCUUUAAAAAUCCGGAAAGCGUUGAAAAGGUUGCCUCACAGAAGGAACACAAACUCAACGGGAAAGUGAUUGAUCCCAAAAAAGCAAAGGCCAUGAAGAGCAAGGAGCCUGUGAAGAAGAUCUUUGUAGGUGGGCUGUCCCCAGACACGCCCGAAGAGAAAGUCAGAGAGUAUUUCGGUGCCUUUGGAGAGGUGGAGUCCAUCGAGCUUCCCAUGGAGACCAAAACGAACAAGCGGCGGGGCUUCUGCUUCAUCACCUUCCAGGAAGAGGACCCAGUGAAGAUGAUCAUGGAGAAAAAGUACCACAAUAUCGGGCUCAGCAAGUGUGAGGUGAAGGUGGCCGUGUCCAAGGAGCAGUACCAGCAGCAGCAGUACUGGGGAGGCAGAGGAGGAUACUCGUCCAGGUCUCGAGGGAGAGGUGGGGGUCCCAACCAAAGCUGGAACCAGGGUUAUGGUAACUACUGGAAUCAGGGAUAUGGGAAUUAUGGAAAUUAUGGUUACGGCAAUCAAGGAUAUGGUGGCUAUGGAGGCUAUGAUUACUCGGGUUACAACAAUUAUUAUGGAUAUACUGACUACAACAAUCAGUCUGGUGGAUAUGGAAAGUCACCACGGCGUGGUGGCCACACCAACAGUUACAAACCGUAUUAAAGGGACAAACCCUCCACCUCCAAGGAGCGGAGCUUCCUUGCAGGCCAUGAGCUGACUCCCAGAUACUCUCAGGGCCCGCUCAAUGCGGACCGGGUAUGAGAAGCAUACGCUCUCGAAUGCUGCCGUUUGGUAUGGUCUUACAACAUCCUGUAUCCGCAUUUCUAAUCUAAAAAAAAACAAUUAAGGGACACGUCCAGCUUUGUCAUCUUUCUUUCCAUUUGUUUCCUUCAUUUAUUUUAUAAAUAUAUAUCUAUCUAUACUUUUUCUGCGACUGUCUUUUGUAAUGUAAGAAUUUAAAAAUCUACACAUGUAAUUGUGGUUUUUUCACAGGCCCUUACUCCCCCACAAGUAACGAUUGAUAACGUAUGAAUAAAUAACGAUUUGCUUUCCUAAAGGAUACAUUCGUCAUUCUCUGGAUUUUCCAGUUCCUAAUGUUAACAUAUGUAUUUUUUUUAAAAAAAUGCUUGUUUCUUUAUUUAGCUAAAGUAGUCCAUGAGCUUAAGCCUGGUUUGGACUCUACUGUGUUGGGGGAUAAAGUGCUUUUAAUUUGUGUAAAUGUAUUGUUCUUGUUUUUGUUUUACUGACAGCGAUGGAAAAGACUCCUCUUUUUGUUAAUUUUCCCUGUAACACAUUUUCUUCUUAUAUCCAUUGAUUAAAAAACACACACACACGCACCCACACACGCCCACACACACACACACACUCAAUCAAAAUGUCACCACAAUUCCAGAAAUUUGCAUGUAAUGCUCACCAUAAUGUUGUAUCUUUUGACCGAUAUGAACGUAUUUUUAAUUUUAUUUUUCCCAUUUAGUAUUUUGACUUCUUCGUCAGGAUCCCUAGUUUAAUCUAUACACAUUUUAAAGCUGUAAAACUGUAAAGAAAAAUAAUUGCUUUCAUCACGUAGGCCGUUUAAAAACAGGGGAUUCCUGUCUUUCUUUAGUAGCUGAAGACAUGUCGCUCAUCCACGGCUGACUUGUUCCUGUUUGUUUCCCGCAGGCUCCGGAGGCGAACGCGUCGGCCACAGAGACGAUCCGGCUAAAGACAUGGCUAGUUUAUGAAA